AUGGCUGUGGCCAACCUCACGGCCCCAGAGUUCAUCCUCCUGGGCCUGGUGGACGGAGCAGACGCCCACCUGCUGCUGUUCUUGGUCUUCCUCGGCGUCUAUCUGCUCAAUGCCCUGGGCAACCUCACUAUGGUGGUGGUGGUGAGGUCUGAUGGGGCCCUGCGCUCACCCAUGUAUUACUUCCUUGGUCACCUGAGCCUCGUGGACGUCUGCUUUACCACCGUUACGGUGCCCAGGCUGCUGGCCGGCCUGCUCCACCCGGGCCAGCCCGUGUCCUUCCAGGCCUGCUUCGCACAGAUGUACUUCUUCGUGGCUCUGGGCAUCACGGAGAGCUACCUGCUGGCCGCCAUGGCCUACGACCGCGCGGUGGCUGUGUGCCUGCCCCUGCACUACUGUGCGCUGGUGACGCCGCGCCGCUGCGCGGCACUGGUGCAGGCGUCCUGGGCUGUGGCGCACCUGCACUCGCUCCUCCACACACUGCUCAUCUCCGCGCUGUCCUACCCACGCCCUGCCCUUGUGCGCCACUUCUUUUGCGACAUGACGGUGCUGCUGAGCUUGGCGACCUCAGACACGUCCGCUGCGGAGACUGCCAUCUUCUCCGAGGGCCUGGCCGUGGUGCUGACCCCGUUGCUCCUGGUGUCUCUCUCCUAUGCACGCAUCCUCGUCGCAGUGCUGCAAGUGCGGUCGGCCAGUGGCCGGCGCCGCGCCUUCUCCACCUGCGGGGCCCACCUGGUGGUGGUGUUGCUUUUCUUUGGCUCCGUCCUGUCUGUCUAUUUCCGGUCUUCGUCUGCCUACUCCGCCCGCUAUGACCGCCUGGCCAGUGUAGUCUAUGCAGUGAUCACACCGACCUUGAACCCUUUCAUCUACAGCCUUCGCAACAAAGAGGUCAAGUGCGCCCUAAAAAGGAGGCUCAGAUGUAGGGCUGCACCCCAAGAAAUGUAA
Molecule: messenger RNA, 942 nt
Organism: Nycticebus coucang (slow loris)
Lineage: Eukaryota; Metazoa; Chordata; Mammalia; Primates; Lorisidae
Gene: OR1R1
Product: olfactory receptor 1L6
Exons: 1
Coding region: 1-942 (313 amino acids)
Biological process (GO): G protein-coupled receptor signaling pathway
Cellular component (GO): membrane
Molecular function (GO): olfactory receptor activity; G protein-coupled receptor activity
Source: RefSeq, a predicted model, not a curated record